AUGCAUAGAAAUGGUAUUUGCCAUAGAGAUUUGAAACCAAAUAAUAUUUUAUCAUAUGAAAGUAUUUAUAUAAAUUCAAUUGAUAAAAAUUAGAUCAAAGUUACAGAUUUUAAUUGUAAGUAAAUUUAGUAAUGUUUAUAAAGAAUUUGGAGAUUUUAAGGAUAGAGAGGAAAUUGAAAUGUGGACUUAUACUGGAACUAUUGAAUUUUCUGCUUCUGACAGAUUUUGA
This is a messenger RNA of Paramecium sonneborni, 229 nucleotides long. Lineage: Eukaryota; Ciliophora; Oligohymenophorea; Peniculida; Parameciidae. The record is from the annotation of a GenBank genome assembly.